UCCCUAAAUCCCCUAACCCCUAAUCCAUUCAUUCCCUCGUCUUCUGGCUUCUGCGCCUCGGCUUCUCCAUUCCACAGCCCACAGACGACGCACGACGCUUCUCCGGUCUCUCUGCGACUCUGCCCCUCACCGCCUCACGCUCACAGCCUACGCACUCGUCAUUUCUCCCUCGUCUCGAAAAAUUUCAAUCGGAUUUUCGUGACCGUUUGCUCACCCCUAGUUUUCUCAGUUGAGAGUGUUUACGAUGGAGAAUGAGGCAAACGGAAAAGAAGGCAACCUGGUGUUGAUUAAACAAGGAGCCGAGGCUAGAGUCUUUGAGUCCACAUUUGUAGGCAGGAGAUCAAUUGUUAAGGAACGGUUUUCAAAGAAGUACAGACAUCCAACUUUGGACUCGAAGCUUACUCUUAAACGCUUGAAUGCGGAGGCUAGAUGUAUGACGAAAGCUAGACGAUUAGGUGUUGCUACCCCAGUGCUUUAUGCUGUUGAUCCCAUAUUGCAUUCUCUGACUUUUGAGUAUGUAGAAGGACCCCUUGUGAAAGAUAUUCUCCUUGGUUUUGGUUCUUCGGGCAUAGAUGAAGAAAGGAUUGCUGACAUUGCAUUUCAGAUUGGUAAUGCAAUUGGCAAAAUACAUGAUGGUGGCCUCGUCCAUGGUGAUUUGACAACCUCAAACAUGAUAAUGCGAAGUGCUACCAAUCAACUGGUACUCAUUGACUUUGGCCUAAGCUUUACUUCAACACUUCCAGAAGAUAAAGCAGUUGAUUUGUAUGUACUAGAACGUGCACUACUAUCUAUGCACUCUUCAUGUGGAAAUGUGAUGGACCGAAUACUUGCUGCAUACAAGAAGUCCUCGAAACAGUGGUCAUCAACCUUGAACAAGCUAGCCCAAGUACGCCAAAGAGGUAGAAAACGCACCAUGGUUGGCUGAGCUUCCACUGUAUUCUGCUUUGCAUCCCAGUUAGGUUUCAGCUUGUUUGGUAUGCUUUGUCAUACACUUGUAAUACUCCUUGUCUUAAUGCAUAAUACUUUUAGCAGAGAUUGUGUACCCAAUAUAUAUGUGUUUAUAUUUCUCUAUUAGUAUUCCUAGAGGGUGUCACGAUAGGACUAUGCCUAGCUUCAUGAAUCAUGACAUUGACAUUAUGCAUAGAAUUGUUUAAUUAUAGGUCACUUGCCUUAUUAAUCCAUGAUCCUUAAAUACUUUUUGGUUGAGAUAAUUGACUAGCUUUAUAGAUUCA
This is a messenger RNA of Ipomoea nil (Japanese morning glory), 1232 nucleotides long. RefSeq names its product EKC/KEOPS complex subunit bud32. Gene Ontology annotation, cellular component: nucleus; cytosol; EKC/KEOPS complex. The coding region runs from base 245 to 925 and encodes 226 amino acids. The transcript is spliced from 7 exons. The record is from RefSeq and is a predicted model, not a curated record. NCBI's taxonomy places the organism in Eukaryota, Viridiplantae, Streptophyta, Magnoliopsida, Solanales, Convolvulaceae. Gene Ontology annotation, molecular function: protein serine/threonine kinase activity; ATP binding. Gene Ontology annotation, biological process: protein phosphorylation.